Thalassophryne amazonica is the source of this 1688-nucleotide messenger RNA. RefSeq names its product ectonucleotide pyrophosphatase/phosphodiesterase 6 (gene enpp6). Bases 27 to 1349 code for a protein of 440 amino acids. The record is from RefSeq and is a predicted model, not a curated record. Lineage: Eukaryota; Metazoa; Chordata; Actinopteri; Batrachoidiformes; Batrachoididae. The transcript has 8 exons.
GAGGUCUCACAGACUGGGACACAGUCAUGGAGUUAGACUCGCUGUGGCUCCUCAUGCUGAUCACUGCAGCUCCUCGCUGUUUAGCAAUUCAGCCGCUGCUCAUAUUCCUCAUCGACGGCUUUCGGUACGAUUACCUGGAUGAUUUGGACCAACUGCCUGGAUUUCAAGAGAUCGUCACCAACGGCGUGAAGACCGACUUUGUGAUUCCAGACUUCCCCAGUUUGUCAUAUCCCAAUUACUACUCAUUAAUGACAGGCCGCCACUGUGAAGUUCAUCAGAUGACGGGAAACUAUAUGUGGGAUAAAGCAUCUGGAAAGGAGUUUCGGAUUGGGACCAAUCCUGACAGCCGGUUGCCUCUUUGGUGGAAUGGCUCAGAACCACUCUGGGUCACCAUGCAGAAGUUGGGAAAAAAGGUUUUCAUGUACUACUGGCCUGGCUGUGAGGUGGAAAUUCUAGGUGUGAGGUCAACCUUCUGCGAGGAAUAUAUCGACAGCCCGUCUGAGAAAAACCUGACAGACGCCAUAGAGAAUGCUAUCAGUGCUCUGAGGUCGGGCCAAGCGGACAUGGCAGCUGUGUAUUAUGAGCAGAUCGAUGUGGAGGGACAUCGCUACGGCCCAGACUCUGGCCCCACCAGGACAGCGGUGCAGCGCCUGGACCUGGCUCUGCAGACGCUCAACAGAAAAAUCAAAGAACAGGGAUUGGAGAAGCAUCUGAAUGUUGUCUUCUUCUCAGACCACGGCAUGACAAACAUCCAGUGGGAGAACAAAGUCAUUGAGUUGGAAAAGUACAUUAACAGCUCAGAUAUGGUGAAGGUGAUGGACAAAGGACCUGUGGUCAGCGUUUGGCCCAAAGACAACAAGUACCAGGAGAUGUACGGCGCCUUGUCCCGUGUCCCUCACAUGCAUGUUUAUACCAAAGACCAGGUUCCACAACGGUUUCAUUACAGAGGAGGAAAGUUUGUGUCCCCACUGACGCUGGUCGCUGAUCCGAGCUGGUUCAUCAUCAUGAAGAGGGAAGACCUCCCGUACUGGAAGAACGACAGUGGGGAUCCAGCAGGGUGGCAGCACGGCUGGCAUGGCUAUGACAACGAGUUCAUCGACAUGAGGGCUUUUUUCUUAGCUUCUGGACCUGACUUCAAGCGGAAUGUUCGAGCAGCACCAAUUCGUACAGUGGACAUCUAUAACCUGCUGUGCCGGGUCCUGGGUGUGGAUCCUUUGCCAAAUAACGGCUCUUGGUCUCGAGUGGAGUAUCUUCUGAAUGGCGGUGGUGAAGCCAGGAACACGCCCCUCUCCACCUGCUUCAUAGGCUUUCUUGCAAUACUGCUGCCAUUGUGGGAUGACAUCAUAUAGCUCUCUGAAAAGGAGACUAUAAUCUGUAAUCUGGUAGAGACAUCUGCAGGACUAAUGCUAAUGGAAUGUUAAGAUACGUUUAAAAAUCAGUUUUUAAAAAUCCUUAUAGGAGCAAGUGUCCAUGAUGCUAGAAUCUUCUUGAAUCCUUAUUUUUAUGGAGGAACUGGAACAGAGCGCCACUGGACCACUUUAUUCUGCUACAGUGUUUAGUGUUGGGUUCGAGUUCUUGACAGUGGAUCAGUGGACAUUAGUGAUGUCUUUCUUCAUCAGGCCUCUGCUCUGAGAAAUAAACAAGUUAAAGGAAACAAGAAUAAAACUUUUCUUGGGAGUAAAAUGGAA